Messenger RNA from Arctia plantaginis, 2445 nucleotides. Lineage: Eukaryota; Metazoa; Arthropoda; Insecta; Lepidoptera; Erebidae. The record is from the annotation of a GenBank genome assembly.
AUGGCACAUCAACAAAAAGGGCUCGAUUAUACUGGCAAGGACAAGGAUCUUCCUUACUGGCUUGAAAACAUUACCAAGGAGAUGAAAGAGACACACAUUCGACACACUAGUACCGAUUCUUCUCCUUCUUUAGAGGAAGCAAAACUCACAUUUGAAAAUACUAAAUCAGAGUUACGAAGAUUAAGUCGCAGGACGUCUUUAGAUACCAGUAUGGAGUUUUUAUUAAAACCUCAGAUACCACCAGUGGCGCACUCAGCUGGCACCUUGCGUCCUAAUAAAGGUUACGUACAAAACGGUAGACGAGUUUACAAUGUGAGAGGCAAAUUGGACCUGGGGGAAUCGUCAAAUGGAUCUUCAAACGAUUUCUUAUCAGAUUUGUUACCGCAUUACGUCACACCGAGACACAGGCGGGUCAACAACGGGAUAGACGAUGAUUUCCGUGACGUCAUCAUAGAAAACAAAAAUCGGAAGAAAAUAGCAGCAAAAGAUGGUUUAACCAAUUUACAGCACAAUAAUUCGUGGACUAAGAGACCUGCUUUGAAAAAUUCUGCAAAGAAACCAUCGUCACUUUGCACGGUUCCUACGAAGAAUACACAGAAAGAGAAAGUUAAGAGUGAAUUUAUAAUACCGGAGUUACCUGAAGGAAGAUUGUUGGAACUGAAAAUAUUUUCAAAUUGGGGAGACAAGUAUUUAGUUGGCUUAAAUGGAAUUGAAAUGUUUGACGCAGAUGGUGUUGUUGUUCAUGUUAAAAAGGUAUGGACAGAUUUAGAUACGGGUGACCAGUCAAAACAUGGACGUGCAGAGAACAUAGUAGAUGGUGUUGUACGCACACGUGACGAACGCCACACGUGGACCGCGCCGUCACCGCGGGGUAAUCCAAUCGCGCUCACUGUACUGUUAGCGGGAGCCGUCAAACUGGCUUUGUUGAGGAUAUGGAAUUACAACAAGUCUCGUAUAUACACAACACGCGGUGUCAAAUUAGUUCAGAUUAAACUGGACGACAAAGUUAUAUUCCACGGAGAGAUUGCGAGAUCCAGCGGCGAGCUUAAAGGUCCUCUGUCCUCCUUCGGUGAUACAAUCCUUUUCACAAAAGAUGCAGCCAUUCUGGAAUCUGUAAUGUUAAGCGACAAGAACUUCCAAGCGUUAUUGAAAGACAACGAACCUAUGCACGAUAACUCGAAUACGAUAGACAAGAGACCGCCCACCGCGAACGAUAGCAAUCACAACAUGAGUCCUACAGCAUUGCUGGAAGCGUUAGACAUUGAGGAGAAGGAAACUAAGUACAUCGCCAAGUCAGUGAAGCUUACUCUUAUGUCCAACUGGGGUCAAAGACAAUUAAUUGGACUUACAGGUCUUGAACUAUUAUGCUACAACGAGCCUAUAACAAUUCAGCGUGUCUACGCUUACACGGCCUUCAUCUCUGAGGAUCAGAUGCCCGAACAUAAUCAAAUCAUAGAUUGCAAAAAGUUAUUCAACGGACGUAACAUCACGACAGACUUCGAAGAUAUGUGGUGUUCAAACUUUGAGACUGGUGAAAAAUUUUGUCACAUUGUUAUGGAACUUUUAGAACCCACGGAAAUAACAAGUAUCCGUAUCUGGAAUUACAACGCAAAUAUGGAGCUUUCGUACAUUGGCGUAAAGCACGCACGAGUAGCCCUGGACGAUGUGUCCUUACACUACAGGCCGCUGUUGCUACGUCGAGCACCAGGUGACACGUGCUACGACUACGUUCAACAAAUACAACUGCCCGCCAUUGAUGACAGGUUAGAUGACGCGAAAGAUUCGGAUAGUUUCAGAAUGGACUGUUUAGUCUAUGGUACGAACUUAGACAUGGGAGCGCCGACCGGAUUCGUGUUGCAGCUGAAUAUAUUCUCUACAUGGGGAGAUCCUUACUAUGUAGGUUUGACUGGUGUUGAGCUGUAUGACCCACGCGGGAAUUUAAUACCUUUGACAGAGACAAAUGUGUGCGCGCACCCGGCGAGCGUGAACGUGCUUGACGCGCGCGCGCAGGACGUGCGCACGCCCGACAAGCUUAUCGACGGACACAACGCGCGCGUCGGCGACGGCGCGCACUCCUGGCUCGCGCCCGUCCUGCCGCACACCCUUAACAGAGUAUUUUUCGUAUUCGACGUACCUGUAUCUGUGUACAGUAUGAAGAUGUGGAACUACGGCAAGACCCCGACACGAGGAGUUAAAGAGUUUGGAGUUUUAAUGGAUGACCUGCUGUUGUUUAACGGAACGUGUGAAUGUGCCAAAAACGAUGAUGCCCUUACACCAAUGUGGAUAUGUUUACAGAAUAUUGACGUCGAUAAUUUGACUCCCUUAUCAUCGGAUCUAAGUCAGCGCACUACAACCAGCGGUUCCAGUGAGUCUGCCGAUCAAAACGCUAGGCCGCACACCAGUGUCCAUGACAUAAGAAUAUUUCACAAACAGAGACACCAGUAG